This is a messenger RNA of Aspergillus fijiensis CBS 313.89, 1370 nucleotides long. RefSeq names its product D-galactonate dehydratase. Lineage: Eukaryota; Fungi; Ascomycota; Eurotiomycetes; Eurotiales; Aspergillaceae. Gene Ontology annotation, molecular function: galactonate dehydratase activity. The transcript has 4 exons. Gene Ontology annotation, biological process: D-galactonate catabolic process; amino acid catabolic process. The record is from RefSeq and is a predicted model, not a curated record. Bases 219 to 1370 code for a protein of 383 amino acids.
GGAUCAGCGCUCGGCCUCCGCCAAUGAUGCGGGUGUGAUAGUGCAUCUUAUGAAUACCCCAGACUAUAUAGUUUUAUCCACCCCCACGCGGGGGUAAGCGUGGGGAAGAAAGGGUUUGUGGAAGUAGCUCGUCAUGCUGCGUGUAUAAAUGGGUAGUUGUAGAAUGCGACGGGAGACCUUUGGCAAUUCACCUGAUAGUACUGUACAUACACACCAAAAUGGCGCGCAUCAAGUCGAUUGAAUACUUCCGAGUCAAGCCCCGUUGGCUGUUUGUGAAGAUCACCGAUGAUGAGGGUCAAUUCGGAUGGGGCGAGGCCACACUUGAGGGACACACACUGGCCGUGGAAGGCGCCCUGGAUGAGAUCAUCGCACGAGUGAUUGGCUAUGAGGCAGACGACAUCGAGCAUAUCUGGCAAACCAUCUGGCGAUUAGGAUUCUACCGCGGUGGUCCCGUGUUCAUGUCCGCGCUGUCCGGAAUCGACAUCGCCCUGUGGGAUCUGAAAGGCCGCCGACUGGGCGUGCCUGUAUACCAGCUGCUAGGCGGCAAAGUCCGCAACAAGAUCCAGGUCUACGCCUGGAUCGGAGGCGACCGACCCAGUGACGUGGAGAUCGCUGCAAAAGCGCGUAUCGAGCAAGGCCUGAAAUGCGUCAAAAUGAACGCCACCGAGGAUGUCAACUGGUUGGACUCGCCCGCCAUCCUGGACUCGUGCAUCGAGCGCAUCAAACAGGUGAAAGCUCUGGGCCUGGACGCGGGGCUGGACUUCCACGGCCGUCUGCACCGCCCCAUGGCCAAGCAGCUGGCCAAAGCCCUCGAGCCGUAUCGCCCCUUGUUCAUCGAAGAGCCCCUACUGGUGGAGCACCCGGAGGCCAUCAAGCAGCUCUCGCAACAGACCAGCAUCCCCAUCGCGCUCGGCGAGCGCCUGUACACACGGUGGGACGCCAAGCGGUUUCUGGAGGACGCCUCGGUCGACAUCCUGCAGCCGGAUAUUGCGCACGCGGGGGGCAUUUCGGAGACGAAGCGCAUUGCGACGAUGGCGGAGACGUACGAUGUGGCGAUUGCGCCGCAUUGUCCUUUGGGUCCGAUCGCCCUGGCGGCGUCGAUGCAGGUCGCCACCUCCAUCCCCAACUUUGUGAUUCAGGAGAUGUCCCUCGGGAUGCAUUAUAAUAUCGAAGCAGGGGAUAUCGAUCUGACUAGCUAUCUGGUGGAUGCGUCGGUGUUUGAUAUCGAGGGAGGAUACGUGUCGGUGCCCAAGGGGCCAGGACUGGGGAUUGAGAUUAACGAGGAGUUGGUCCGGAAGAUCAGUCAGGAAACUGAGCCGUGGCUGCCGAAGGAGUUCUAUGGUCCUGAUGGAGGGAUCCGUGAGUGGUGA